UCUCCACCUCUUCAAUCAUACAUCCGCAGAACAGAAGAUGUCUUUUGCAAUCCACCUUGGGCUCUCUCUUCUCUCAAGUCCUCCAAUUAGGGUUUCCUCUUCCUGAUCAGAGAAAGCUUUAUAUGCAUCAGAAACAAAGGCUUCCAACUGAGAGAGAAGGGAAAAAAAAGGCAACCCCACCCACCCAGCAGCACCUGAUCGAUCAGUGUAAGCUGUGUAGCCGCAGAAGAAAGAGAGAAUUACAAAGGGGCUAGCAAAGAAUGUACUCUUCGUCAACCAUGACUAGUACUUACAACUCUCCAUGUGCUGCGUGCAAGUUCCUUCGAAGGAAAUGCUUGCCUGGCUGCAUAUUUGCGCCUUACUUCCCACCAGAGGAGCCCCAGAAGUUUGCAAACGUUCACAAGAUAUUUGGUGCGAGUAAUGUGGCCAAGCUCCUCAACGAGAUCCCGCCUCACCAAAGAGAUGAUGCUGUGAGCUCACUUGCCUACGAGGCUGAGGCUAGGGUUAGGGAUCCAGUCUACGGAUGUGUCGGGGCCAUCUCUUUCCUUCAGAGGCAGGUCGAGAGGCUCCAAAAGGAACUGGAUGCAGCCAAUGCAGAUCUCAUCACAUACGCUCACAACAAUGAGAUUGAUCCAUCCACGUCAAUAAUUAGUACUUCAGUGCAACAACCAGCACCUUCUGGCUUCGGUGGUGGAGUAGGUUUCUCACGACGCUCCGCAUAUGCUCUUCCUUACCCUCUUCCAUAGAAUCAUAACUCUUCAGGGGAUAUAAAUGAAAGAGGAGGAGAUAACUAUUAGGUAUUUCUUGAUGCGUAUUCCAUCCUCUUCUCUUCCCUUGCUUCUUGCAUAUUGUAACUGCGGGUCGUCCUGAUACGCACAUGGGGACAAGCAUCAUAUAUGAAUUCUGAGAUAUCAGUGGAUGCAUGCAUACUCUAGCUAGGAAUAUCUAAUCGCUAGGUUGAUUGAAUUUAUGCAGCUAGCAGAUUGUGAUAAUAAAUUAUAUAUGUAGCAAGACAUGAUGUCACUUGUGUAAUAACAAUUAUUAACUAGUAUAUAAUUAAGGAGGGCUAAAGUGCUUUCAUUGUACUCCGUAAAUGAAAUAAAAGUGCUUUGCAGGGUUAAUUA
This is a messenger RNA of Punica granatum (pomegranate), 1124 nucleotides long. The record is from RefSeq and is a predicted model, not a curated record. NCBI's taxonomy places the organism in Eukaryota, Viridiplantae, Streptophyta, Magnoliopsida, Myrtales, Lythraceae.